CGACUUGUCAUCUCACCGUCCGUUCGUGGCCCCAAGUCUUCUUAACUUUUGAGUCCACCCCUCCGUAGUCCACCUGAAGAAAUUAGGCCAAUCGUGCUUUGAGAACUUGACAUUUCUCGAAAAAUCAUGAUCUGGGUGACUCUUUCCAAGUCAGUCUUGUUCUCCUCUCCGCUUUGUUUUCCGUCUUCUGUGGUUUAGAACUUGUGGGUGUUCUUGUUAGUGUUGUUUCUUCAUCUUGUAUUGUGCUUUCGGACCUCUGGGUGUAUUUUGUUUGUCUGAGAAUUGGGAAGUUGGAGAUGACGGGUUCAGGAAUGAAUUUGAUUACCGCUGUUAUUGGGUUUGGGAUGAGUGCAACAUUUAUUAUAUUUGUCUGCACAAGAAUAAUCUGUGGGAGGCUCCGCAGGGCGGAAUCACGGCCCAUGUUCGAGAUUGAAUCAGGGAUUGAUCUUGAGCAGCCAGAGCCUGGGGUUAGAGGCCUUGAACCAGUUCUGGUUGCUGCGAUCCCUACCAUGAAAUUCAGCCAUGAAGCUUUCAGUUCUAUGGAAGAUCCACAGUGCUCAAUAUGUUUGGCAGAGUACCAAGAGAAAGAAGUACUACGAAUAAUGCCCAAAUGCGGCCACAAUUUUCAUCUCUGUUGCAUUGAUGUGUGGCUCAGAAGACAGUCUACUUGCCCUGUCUGUCGUCUACCAUUACAAGACUCUUUUGGAACAAAACAUGAAAGACCACCUGUGUUUAGUAUCACUCAAUCUUUUGAUGAUUCUGAGGUCUCAAUGGAACAUUCCCAUCUGUGGCUGCUUCCUGGCCUUGAGCGUGCAAUAGAGAAUGUAAGUAUCCAAGGGCAUGUUGAGCCUGUUCUUGUGAACACCCCAGAGCCAACACUUUCUGGAGAAGCAGAAAGAAGACAAUGAUGAAAGCAACUCAAAUUUAUUUUGCUCCAGAUUGUAAUACAUAUCUCUGUAGAGUGGGUGAAAAGCUUUUAGGUUUUGAGGCAUUUUAUGAUUGGAGAUUUUUUAUUCCUAUAUGUACAGAAAUUUCCUAUCCUCUGUUGCAUGACUUAGACUCAAUAACUUGGAAUUGUUGUGAAAA
Molecule: messenger RNA, 1086 nt
Organism: Corylus avellana
Lineage: Eukaryota; Viridiplantae; Streptophyta; Magnoliopsida; Fagales; Betulaceae
Product: RING-H2 finger protein ATL80
Source: RefSeq, a predicted model, not a curated record